Molecule: messenger RNA, 1404 nt
Organism: Nezara viridula (southern green stink bug)
Lineage: Eukaryota; Metazoa; Arthropoda; Insecta; Hemiptera; Pentatomidae
Source: the annotation of a GenBank genome assembly
AUGACGCCAACCUCGCACGAAGAAGCUCCUCUGACCUCUUUCCGAUGCAGGAGUUGCUACGAGCCGGCUGGAGCUGAAUAUGAAAUGCCAGUAAAGCGGGACUUGGAGUUCCAUGGGGUGAUGCGGUUCUACUUUCAGGACUCCGGUCAGAAAGUGGCGACCAAGUGCAUCCGGGUCGCCUCUGACGCCACUGCCCAGGUAGUCAUAGAGACGCUCAUCGAGAAGUUCCAAGAAAGGCGGUUGGAGCCUGAUGAAAAGCCUCUCCUGGUUCAAUUGAAUUGGCACAAAGAUGAUAGGGAAGGAAGGUUCUUGCUCAGAAGGAUUGAUGAUAAAACUAAUAUGCCAGAAGGCACUUUUCAAGAAGGUGGCUCAAGUUUUAGAAGAAAAUUAUCAAAAAGAGAAAAGAAACAAUUAAAAAAGCAAGAGAAAUUAAAUAGAAUGAAGAGCGCUGGACUAAACAAUGAUGAAAAUGAUUCCGGAGUGGCAGAAAAGUUAUACACAGAAUUACCAGAGACAAGCUUCACCCGGUCAAUAUCGAAUCCUGAAGCUGUAAUGAGGAGAAGAAGGCAGCAAAAACUUGAGCGAAAAUUACAGCAGUUCAGAAGCAAAGAUGGAGGGCCAGAUACCGGUGGCACUCUAAAGAUUUAUGGGGAAGCUCUUUGCAGAGACGUUCCCUACAAGACUCUCCUCUUAUCGAUUGGAGACACAGCUGCUCAAGUAGUCAAAGAAAUGUUAAUGAAAUACGGACUUGACAAAGAAGAACCACAACACUACUGUCUCCUUCAAGUUAAUUCAGCAAUAGAAGAGAACAAGGACACUAACCACAGCACAAAUACACUGAACCAAAGAGAAUAUAUUUUGGACGAUGACGAAUGUCCGCUGGCGAUUUUGAUGAAUCAUCCACUAUCGCGGGAGAGGAGAAGCCUCGACUCAAAACCCGAGACUUGGUCCACUCGCGUGUCGCUUACUCGGAACCAAUUUGUAUGCAAAUCGCCACGACUACCAUCCCAGCCCUCUCUUCCUCUCGCUGUUCCUUUAUCCCUUCUUUAUACGUCGGCUCUGUAUAUUGUUGGUUGGGUAGGACCCUUUGAACCGGACUGCCCGAGCUGGGUCUUGAUGAAUAUCUCAAGCGUUAUGGGCUGCUUCACCCAUUGUCCGAGAGUUCAGCAACCCAAGUCUCUCCCGGCGCUAUUUAGUCUGAUGGCUGUAAUUGUUGUCUUGUCUCUCAUGCUCCGUGGUGCCACCCUGCUGAGGGACAGUUAUCGAUUUGAGGUAGGGUAUGGUAGGCCCCCACUCAUGUUGGCACCACUGCUUUCUUCUCCCGCCAGUCCGAACCCGCCAGUCGCCGUUCGCGCGCCAACUGUCAUGAUGGACUGGGGCAUAAGACGUAUGUAUCACCUGUAG